This is a messenger RNA of Prosopis cineraria, 474 nucleotides long. RefSeq lists its product as uncharacterized. The record is from RefSeq and is a predicted model, not a curated record. The coding region runs from base 1 to 474 and encodes 157 amino acids. Gene Ontology annotation, molecular function: nucleic acid binding; RNA-DNA hybrid ribonuclease activity. The transcript has a single exon. Lineage: Eukaryota; Viridiplantae; Streptophyta; Magnoliopsida; Fabales; Fabaceae.
AUGAGAGUAGAUGUGGAUGCGUCUCUAAAUCAUCAAAAUAAUGCAGCUUGUGGCUGGCUCCCUCGAAAUUCUGAAGGUCAAUGGCUACAAGGGUUUGUGUGGAAUCUGGGGAAUUUACCAAUUGCAAUAGCUGAAGUUCAUGCCAUUAAUUGUGGACUACAACUCUAUUCAAGCCUCAACUUUGAUGAAGCUAGGAUAUAUUCAGACUCUUUAGAUGCAAUAAAUCUCAUUUACAGAGGUGUACAUAGUGAUCAUCCUUUUGCUGAUGCUAUUUCAAGAGUCCAAAAGACCACAUGUGCCCCCAGAGACAACAAGAUUCUGCAUAUUUCUCGGGAUGCAAACUCAUGUGCUGAUUUCUUGGCUAGAAUGGCUCAAGGCUAUGGUAGUGAUUUUACUCUACUAAUUGAUGCUCCACCUAGUUAUGACAGCCUUAUUUUGCUUGACGAAAAUGGGGUUAAUCCCCAUAUGAAUUAG